Messenger RNA from Cyphomyrmex costatus, 636 nucleotides. Its product is annotated as cytochrome b-c1 complex subunit Rieske, mitochondrial. NCBI's taxonomy places the organism in Eukaryota, Metazoa, Arthropoda, Insecta, Hymenoptera, Formicidae. Gene Ontology annotation, cellular component: membrane. The transcript has 2 exons. Bases 92 to 508 code for a protein of 138 amino acids. Gene Ontology annotation, molecular function: quinol-cytochrome-c reductase activity; 2 iron, 2 sulfur cluster binding. The record is from RefSeq and is a predicted model, not a curated record.
UCAGAUAUAUGUAGAUAUACAAUGAAAUACAUUUUCAGUCACUUAUGUUGCCGGAUUAUAUGUUUUUAAAUCUCACUUACUGCACUAUGUAAUGUUUUGUAUGCCUUCACGAGAUCUCUUGGCAGAGGCUCAGUUGGAAGUAAAAUUAAACGGUAUACCGGAAGGAAAAGUAUUAGUCGUUAAGUGGCGCGGCAAACCUGUUUUUAUUUAUCAUCGGUCGCAAUCAAUUAUCGAACAGGAAAGAGCGGUAAACCUAUCAGAAUUGCGUGAUCCAGAAACGGACAAUGACAGAGUGAAAAGAUCAGAGUGGCUGGUUGUGCUGGGUAUCUGUACGCACUUGGGAUGCGUACCGAUUCCAAACGCCGGCAUCAUACGUGGUGGUUUCUACUGCCCGUGUCAUGGCUCACACUUUGAUGCAGCCGGCCGUACACGGAAGGGCCCAGCAAUGACCAAUCUAGAGAUACCCCAAUAUACAUUCGUAGAUGACAAUAAUAUAAUUAUUGGGUGAUGCGUCUCCAAAUCGAUACGUAUCGAAUCCUAAUGAAUCUCCGUGAAGAAUAUAAAUUACAUAUUACGUCACUGUUUUUGUCCUUUCGCUCGAAUUAAUAAUUAUACGAAUGAAUAUAAUUUUGUACU